Messenger RNA from Petromyzon marinus (sea lamprey), 3897 nucleotides. RefSeq names its product leucine rich adaptor protein 1 (gene LURAP1). NCBI's taxonomy places the organism in Eukaryota, Metazoa, Chordata, Hyperoartia, Petromyzontiformes, Petromyzontidae. The record is from RefSeq and is a predicted model, not a curated record. Gene Ontology annotation, biological process: positive regulation of canonical NF-kappaB signal transduction.
CUAACACACACAACCCUCUCUCUCUAACACACACAACGCUCCCUCUCUCUCUCGCACAACACACACCACGCUCCCCCUACCUCUCACAACACAGACAACGCUCUCACACAACACACACACAACGCUUACUCGCCGCUUGCUGCUACAACAGAAGCAGGAGGUCAGAGAUGAGCAGGUGGUGACGUUGUGGGGGGGAUUGGGGGUGAAGAUGUAGAAGGAGAUUUUCUGAAGGUGUCGGUGCCGUCCCGUCGGAAAGGCGGCUCAACGGAGCUCCGUUUCGCAUCAGCAUCAUCAGCAGCAGCGGCGGCGGCAUCAGUGCCAUCAGCAACAGCAGAAGCAGCAACAUCAGCAGCAUCAUCAUCGUCUUCGCGAUGUGACGACGACCAGGAGGACAACGAUGCCUCCUUCUCUCACCCAGCGCUGCGUGGCGGCGGGCUCGCCCCGGGUGCCGCGGGGCUCUGCUCGCUCGGGCCGCCCGACGGGGGUCUGCCGGCACGUCCCGGCCCUUUAGCGUUGGAGUCGCCACCGCCACAACCACCACCACCACAACUAUCGCAGCCACCACCAGCAGCAGCAGCACCGCCAUCUCGUCUCCAGCCCGACCCCGUCGCUGCCCAUGGACGAGGCUGCUCCCCCGGGCGUGAGCUCGCAAGCCCUGAGGGAGCUGGAGGGCCGCCUCGGCCGCCGCAUGCCCGAAAGCCUCGCGCGGUGCCUGCCGCGGGGGGAAGAGGCUCCGACGAGCAAUCGUGCCGCGCCCGGAGAUCGCGAGCCGCCCCGCAGGGACCCCCUCGCGCCCGAGGAGCGGGGACCCCGCAGGGACCCCCUCGGAGCAGGGCUGCCGGGCACCUCGCCCGGCCGCCUGGAUGAGCUGAUCGCCACCCUGCGAGCAGACAUGACCGGCCUCCGCGUGCUCGACUCGCGAAUCCUGACGCAGCUGCUGGCGGCGAACGAGGGACUGGAGGCGCUGCGGUGGCUGCUGGAGGAGCGCGCGGGCCUGUGCGAGGAGGCCAGCAGCCAGUUCAGCGGCAGCCUCUACAGCCUGCCCGACGAGAGCCAGGAGUCGGGCUCGCCGCGCGACAGCUGGGCUUGCCAGCCGGGCUCCGACCUCGCCGACAACCUGGACCGCAUCUCCGUGGGCAGCCUGCUCGACGCGCUGGCGGACGACAGUUCGUGCGAGAUGAGCUUCGGCUCGGGCGAGCAGGCGCAGUGGCGCGACGCCUUUCAGCAGGGGCAGAGGGCGAGUGCCGUGGACGAGCUGAGCAAGGCGCCGGCGGCGGGGCAGCCGGGAGGCGGAGGUUUCUUGUGCAACGGGGACCUGGUGACGGACGCUCGCCCUGGCGUGGUGCGAAGCGACUCCCUCGCACAGUCCGACGGGGCCGCGUGGCCCAAGGCCAUAGACACCAACUUCAACAUUAGGGACUACCGAGUGGUUGGCCUGAAAUGCAAUGGAAAUGUGCACUCGUGAAAAAAUAUAAACUGGGCCGUGAAAAUGUGCCGCAGCAUUGCGGGAUUUUUUUCUCUUCUCAUUUCAAUGGGACUGUGCUUGCGGUGGAAGUGGGACCGGUGGUAUUGGUGGCAUUUACACGUUUGACGGCGUGUGCGACCUGCACCCAAAUGCGGAGGGCGGGCGGCAGCCAGGAUUAUUCAGCGGCAGCAGCGAAUCGCGUUGUCCUCACGUCGGAAUAAACCCCCCCCCCCCCCCCCCCCCCCCUUGCCGUGUAGUUAACCCUGCUCAUCACUCGUGCGGCCCCCGCCUGUCUCGGAUACAUAUUAACGAUUAAAUGUCCUCCCCUCGCUCACCAUCAGCUUUACGUGGGCUGCACCAUCCCCCACUUCCCCUCCCCGCAACCAAGGACCUGCAGGUAAAAGAUACCGCCCCCCCCCCCGACCCCCUCGUAUGAGAAGCGGUCGUUCCCCGGUAUCGGCGGAGCCCAUUGCAGAGUCCCCCUGCGCUGCUGCCACUGCCGCCGCGGUUCCAAAGCAAAGUGCUGCACUCUCUCUCUCUCCACUGUCACCACGUCCGGCCGGCACGAGCCCGGCAUGGGAAAGGCGAUGACGUGCGGGAGGGGCCCCUCGGCCCGAGAAGCCGGCCGGCCACUCUGCCCGCACGAUGCCUGCAUGCCUCCCCGCGCACGGCAAAAUUCCUGACCGUUCCCAGCGACGCUUCCGGUUUAUCGCCGGCGUGUUUUUUUUUGUUUGUCGUCAGCGAUGCUGCUGCUGUACAUUUAACUUGCCUAACAUUGAAUUAAAAAUACGAAAUGCUGAGUAAAUAAAUAAAAUACAGAAUUAAAAUUAUCCUCAUGCAUUGCUAUGUUUAUGCUUCCACUCAAUUAAGAGAUGUUCACGUGCUAUACCUGCCAUUGUUCGCAAUUAUGUGAAUUAACCUUAAUAGUACGGUUGUAGCGACAUGUAAAUGUAUAAUGGUUUGGGAUAAUUGAGGCUGACUGGCAGUCGGAUAAAUCACACCUCGUUCUCGCAUUAACGCGGUGAAAAUUACUUUUAACAACCUCCCCACGUACGUGCAACACCCUCGUGUCUAUUCCAAGCAUGUUCCUCCCACGUCUGGUUUACAGAGCAGUGCGGGGUUUAGCGACUUGCUUCAGAGCUGAUGCUAUCUUCCCUGCACAAUGGGAUCCACCGAACCUCGAAGCAAAAACUUAUCAUGAGAUCUACCACCGGCUGCACGUGCCUUGCAUAACACACAUUGCGUGCAUGCCGCACAUACUUGCGUACGUUGGCGACACGUGCAAAUACAUACACAUACCGGGGAGAAAUUGUUUCAAAGUGGUGGGCAGUAAAAACAUUUAGUUAUUCUCCACCAACCCACCCUAGUUUUAUUUGAAAUGUGUUACCUGCAAUUGUGAACGCUCGCAGAGCAUUGCUCCGUGGUAACAAACGGCCUGUGGAAGUCGAUAUUGGAGAACUACUUCUGAGAGCCUUUCUUUAAGGAGUCCUCUGAUCUACACUGCAGCCCACCCCCCACUUUCCCACAUGCACCGCUGCAGAGAUGUUCAUCACAUGUUGGUCAAACAAAAGUUUUAUUUUAUUUCUUAUUUCAGAGGGUUUUUAAAAAAAUAUAUAACUUAAAAUAAUGCGCAACAUUUAACAACGAUGGUUUUCUCUCUGCAGUCAUCGGUGACUGGGCAUGCUGAGGCCAUGGGCUCGCUACACUCGAGAACCCGGUUUAAUGGCAAGGUGGGCUUAAAACCUGGAUUCGACCCCAGGAUUCUCAGCGUCUCUGACCUCAGACACCCGGCCACCUCUAGGGGCACAAUUAACAGAGCGGUCUGCUGCCCGUCAAGCCAAAGCCACCUCGUUGACAACAGCGGCGCAGCCCGCGCGUGUGUGGUGUAACUGUUUAUUGACCGCAAGCAAGGGGAACAUGAACAUACAUCGUCGUCAGUGGAUUCCAGCACCUGCAGUUAUUACACGUCACUGUGAUGGCAAUACGCAAUGCGACGUUUGCUCAGAAACAUUACAAAAAGGAUGUCACAGGUUUCCGCAUGAGUAAACUCAUGUUUUUUAGGCUUAAGCAGUUUUUUUAAAUAUCGGUAAACACAAGGUAAACACGAACGCAUUAUCACGUCAGAUUACAUUUACUACUGCGUAGGGUUUUGUGCUGCAUAGCUCUCAAAUGCGUUCUCGGGUUUCUGCCGCGUCGGACACCAAGCCGAACGACCAACAGUUGUGACCCAAAAGCACACCGGAGAGCUUGCGAGUCACUUGCGCGGAACCAAACGAGUUCCCAAAUGCACGAAAUGGCGAGCAAGACAAAAGGCGUUAAUUCAGAGCUUCGUCGGCCUUCACCAUCUGACAGGACCACUCGAUUUCUAUAGCCGCGCAAUAUUUUUUUGAUUUUUUUGUUGUUGCAAAGAUAAGAUACGUGGGCGGCAACGA